Messenger RNA from Aspergillus clavatus NRRL 1, 960 nucleotides. Its product is annotated as 3-hydroxyacyl-CoA dehydrogenase family protein. The coding region runs from base 1 to 960 and encodes 319 amino acids. Lineage: Eukaryota; Fungi; Ascomycota; Eurotiomycetes; Eurotiales; Aspergillaceae. Gene Ontology annotation, biological process: fatty acid metabolic process. Gene Ontology annotation, molecular function: NAD+ binding; oxidoreductase activity, acting on the CH-OH group of donors, NAD or NADP as acceptor. The record is from RefSeq and is a predicted model, not a curated record. The transcript has 3 exons.
AUGUUGUCGCCUUCACUUCGCAGCGUAGCCCGUGUUGGCUCGUCAAUUGCCCCUCGUGCUUUCAGCACUUCUUCCGCCAGCUAUGUUGCCGAGGUUAAGUCGUUGGGUGUGAUUGGAGCUGGUCAGAUGGGCUUAGGAAUUGCUCUUGUUGCUGCUUCAAAAGCUCAAGUCCCUGUUACUUUGAUUGAUACUUCCCAAGCGUCCUUGGACAAGGGUCUCAAGUUUGCUGACAAACUCCUCGAGAAGGAUGUUUCUAAGGAACGUCUCACUCGGGAUGCUGCCGAUGCCGUUCGUGCGCGUAUCACCCCCAGCUUGAAGAUGGACGACCUUUCGUCCGUGGACUUUGUGAUUGAGGCGGUUCCCGAGAUUCCCGAUCUCAAGACGUCCAUAUUCUCCAAGCUGGCUCAGAUCGCGCCUAAGCAUGCGAUUCUCGCCACCAACACCUCCUCCAUCCCCAUCACCAAGAUCGCUGCUGCGACUACGACGGAUCCCAAAGAUCUACAGGCUGCGUCACGUGUCGUCUCUACACAUUUUAUGAACCCCGUCCCCGUUCAGAAGGGUGUUGAGAUUAUUGCUGGUCUCCAGACCUCGAAGGAGACUCUGGACACUGCUAUUGCUUUCGUGCAGCGCAUGGGAAAGGUCGCUGCCGUCUCUGCUGAUUCUCCUGGUUUUCUCGCUAACCGCAUCCUCAUGCCUUACAUCAACGAGGCUAUCAUCUGCCUGGAAACUGGUGUCGGUGGCCGUGAGGAUAUCGACAGCAUCAUGAAGAAUGGUACUAAUGUCCCCAUGGGACCUUUGACUCUGGCUGACUUCGUCGGCCUGGAUACCUGCCUGGCCAUCAUGAACGUCUUGCACCAGGAAACCGGAGACAGCAAGUACAGACCCUCUGGGCUGCUGAAGAGGAUGGUCGACGCUGGUUGGAUGGGUAAGAAAAGCGGUAAGGGCUUCUACGACUACUAG